AUGUCGAUCGAGGUUAAGAAGAUUCCCGUGGAAGCCCACAACAGCGUAGGGAAAGUGGAACGGUAUCAUGUACCACUACGCCGCGCCUACGAGAUUCUCAGAGAAGAGCUCAAGGAUGAGAAAAUCGACAGAGAGAUGAUCCUACAGAUGGCUGUUAAAGCUAUUAAUGACUCAGCCGGACCAAAUGGAAUUGUCCCGACGUUGCUUGUCUUCGGAGCAUACCCGAGAAUGACCGAGAUAGAUCUACCAUUACCUUCGGUAGUCAAGAGAGCUGAAACUAUCCGUACUGCAACUAGAGAGGUCCGUCGCCUACAUGCGGAACACCAGGUGAAGGACGCUCUCGCCAUGCGCAACAGCCCUAGUACCAUUACUACAUUGAACCUACCGUUACAGUCAGAUGUCCGAGUCUGGCGCGAGAAAGGUGGAUGGAAGGGCUCAUACAAGCUUUUAGCAGUAGAUGGAGAGACUUGCACUGUAGAUAUGUUAUAUGGACCUACGAAAUUCCGAUCAACUGUUGUCAAUCCCUACUAUAGGGAGGAGUUUCUGGAGGAAGAGAGAGACCAACAUCGUGUUAGACCAGAGAACAACCCAGUGGAUGAAAUUGUUGAUUCGAAAUAUACUGAUCUAGCCGAAAUCCAACGACGAGGUCGAGGACGAUCACCAGGAUCAAAGAACAAACCGAAGCCGCAGGUAACCAUACGGCGGAAUAAUCGACGAAAGGCUGCUAAUUAUCAAGAUAUUGAAGAUCAAUUCAUUAACGCUAUCCAGGAAGGACAAGACAUUUCAAUGGCACUUAUAACAAGCAAAGAACGAGCCGACAUGGAACUAUCUAUCAAGUUGAGAAAUGAAGGUAUCAUUACGACCCCUGGAUCGCCAUUCGAGCAGUCCCAGAGCAAGGAAAUUGAAGGACUGAUAGCCAGAGAAGUGUUCAACUUCGUGCAAUAUGACCCAAUCAAACAUGCUGGCGUACGCAUCUUUAUUUUACGUCUAGUUAAUGAGAUUAAGGGCAAGGCCACGGGUACACCUUUCGAGAAAUCACGACUCGUUAUUCAGACCUACAAUGACGAAGGAAAGGAGAUAAUUCUCACCCAAUCUCCGACGAUUCAGCGAGCCAGCUAA
This is a messenger RNA of Aspergillus affinis, 1119 nucleotides long. RefSeq lists its product as uncharacterized. The record is from RefSeq and is a predicted model, not a curated record. The transcript has a single exon. NCBI's taxonomy places the organism in Eukaryota, Fungi, Ascomycota, Eurotiomycetes, Eurotiales, Aspergillaceae. Bases 1 to 1119 code for a protein of 372 amino acids.